Molecule: messenger RNA, 10988 nt
Organism: Paramuricea clavata
Lineage: Eukaryota; Metazoa; Cnidaria; Anthozoa; Malacalcyonacea; Plexauridae
Source: the annotation of a GenBank genome assembly
CUCAUGAUGGCGUCCAAACGAAAGAGCACGACUACGAUUUUCUGAAUCCAUUUCCUCUGGAUGAACAUCAUAGAGUAAGAUCAUCCGAAUUCCAGUUUUGUGUCGUUAUAAUUUUAAUUACCUCAGUUGCUUGUACGAGGAGUAUCCCCAGUUUUGCUUCAUCAAACUUAAAAUACUCAUUAAUAAUUCAUAAACCUUGUGGCAAAUCGUGUCAGCCAUAAUAUGUCACAUGGAGUGACUUUAUAUCUGAUAAAACUCAUCUUCAUUAGUAUUUUUUAUAUAUUAAUUGUUUAUCCUAGUAAUUAGUAUCGUAUCGUCGUAUCGUAAAAAUUUAUUUCAAGACGCUAGCCACUCAUCAACAUACGUUGGUUUUCAUGAACGGCGUCGUCAAUUUAUAUACAAAGUAUUUACAAGAAAAUACGUAGAAACAAAGAAAAACUAUUUACAAGAGUGCAUGCUGAAUACAGGAUGUGUGAACCAUACAUUAACAUUAGUAACAGAAUCAAAGAUUAAUAUUUUCUUUGAAAAUAUGGAUUGAUCGUGCCUCUUUUGCUUCCCGAGAAAGGCUAUUCCUAAGCUUUGCCCCGCUGUAUUUAAAACCUUUUUUUAGGAAUUCCCUUCUCGUUUUUGGGAGAGCUAAAUCAGUAUAGCUAUUUCUUAAGUUAUAGUUCGCUUGCGUUAAACUACUCCCAGUCAAUGACUCUUUCAAGUUCGGAGCAGUAUAAUCGUUUAGAAUUUUAUACAGAAAAAUGGACUUCAUCUUCUGUGUUCUACUUUUUAAAGCGGAUUCAAUUUCGUAACUUGCGCCAGCAAUUAUUCGAGCUUACUGGAAUGAAAUUGUUAGCCCUCUGCAACAUUGCAAUGCCAGAUCCAACUUUUUUCACUAUCUGUUCGACCUGUUUAUCCCAGUAUGAUUAUAUAAUUUUUCAUCCUCAUUAUGGUAUUCUUUAGUAGUCGUAUUUUAAGCUAUUCAAAACAGGAUCGUUGUCGUGUCUUGUCAGAUAUAAAACGCUCGGCUGCGCCUCGCGUUUUAUAUCUGAUAAAAUACUCCUACUCGUGUUUUAAAUAGUACACAUCAUCUUUAUUACACCUCUGAACAGUUUAAAACUGAUAACCUCGAAUAUAAAAAAGUUAGUUUAGUUUAAGUUUUCUCCUGCAGUAGGACUGGAUCAAUAAGGGAUGAACAACAACUUAUAGAGCUAUCCAGUACAAAUAAAGUUACUUUAGUUUAGGUUUCCUACUGUAGUAACACUGGAUCGAUAAAAGACGAUCCUUACUGGACUUCUUGGGAGAACAGUUUAGAUCUGGUGGAGCUAUCCAGUAUAAAUAAAGUUAGUUUAGUUCAGUUUUCUCCUGUAGUAACAAUAGGAUCAAUAAGAGAUGGCUCUCAUUGGAGUUUUAAGAAGGCCAGUUUAGAAAUGGUGGACUGGUGGAGCUGUCCAGUAUAAAUAAAGUUAGUUUAGUUUAACUACUGUAAUAACACUGGAUCAAUAAGGGAUGGCUCUUACUGGACAUCUAGGAAGAACAUUUUAAAAAUGGUGGAGCUAUCCACUAGGAAUAAAGGUUAUAACAGAAGUCACGAGCAUUUAUGAAAUACGUAAUGCAAAAUUUUCACAUGCUUUUCCAGUCUCGUCGUGAUGUCCUGACAGAAACGAAAUAUGUCGAACUGAUCUUAGUGAAUGAUGACAGUCAGGUAAGUAUUUUGCCUUUGCAAAUAUAUGGGAAGUUUUGAAAAUGCCUAUAACAUAUAUGGAACAAAUCUUUAAUUAAAGCCCCGUUCAAACAUAUUGGUCCUAGCCUGAUAUACCAACCUUAAUCGGAUUGUUCUCCACCCACUCACAGUAAAGUUUAUAAUUUAUUUAAUAUCCAAUCAAAAUAUCCCAGGAGAAAUUUAAAUUUCACACAAAGACAACAUUUGUCUGGAUAGACCAAUCAGAUGAAAAGCCGAAUUUUGGCUUCUUUGUAUGCAGCCAGACAGGGAUUUGUGUCAGGCCAUAUUUUGCCUUCCAUCCACCCGCAUUUAAGAAAGGGAAACUUGAUCCAACAUCAUUGUUGGCCCGUUUGAACACCGCAUGCAGUGUUGGGUAAUCUUGGCUGAUGGAUCAGGUUUGACUUUAAAUGUUUUAUCCUAGUAGUGCUGUCGGAAGCAAAUUAUUAUUGGGGGGGGGGGAAGUGGCUCAACCAGGGGGGGAGGGGUGGGGGGUCGGAGGCCGGCUCCCCCAGAAAAAUUUGCGUUUCCCAAUUCUCGGAAAAGCAUUUUCCGUGUUUCCUGAGAGGAAUGUUUAUCAAUGUUAUGAAUUUCUUGCAUUUAAAAAAUAAAGAUUUUGUAAUUCACUUUAUAACUUUUUACAACUUCAUCCUCCCAGUUUUGAAACAACGUUUGCUCCAUCACUCAAGCUUUACAUUUUAUUUCUUAUUAACUUUAUAAACGUGGUUUUUCCAACGACGAACUAGCUGUUACGGGCCUUACUGAUAAGUUGAUUGUAAUUGCCAGUGCAAGAAAUAAAGUAUGACAAAAAGAUAUAAUCCUCAUGAGUGAGGAAAUUACGAGUGGGCCGCUGAACCCCCCCCCCCCAGAUCCCUUGCUUCCGACGGCCCUGAUUAAUCCAAAAUUGUUCAACAUCGUCCAACACAGUCAGAGUUGUUUGAACGCAGCUAUAAACACUAUCAGUCUGUGCUUGUAAUAUUGUGGAAAAGAAGUGCAACAAAGAUGUGCAUGUUUUUUAUCUUUUUACAGUUUCAACUUUAUGGCGGUGAUAUUGCCCAAACUAAACUCAGAGCUAUCAGUAUAGCUAAUGUUGUUGACUCGGUAAGUGUGAGUCUGUCUUGAAAGCUGCAUUCAGGUCCAUUUAGUUAGCAUUGUCGCGCAGCAGAUCGUGGUCAUCCUGUAGUUAUCAGAGUGAGAUAGUGAUAUUAAUUAUUUGCAUAUGCAACAAGGGCGUAGCCAGCCCAAACGAGCGGGUGUAGAGGUCGGCGAAUACACAGAUCACAAAACACCUAUGGGUUACAGCUGUCCGGGGUUGUCAUUCUCCGGAAAAUCUUUCUAUUCUUAAGGUCUGGAAAGGCUAUUUCAUGAAUUUUAGACACGUUUUAUGAUAAUAUGAAAGUCACAGAUUUGGUAUUUUUUUAUACCAUAGAUGAAAACAUUGCGAGGUUACGCCUCACCCCCCUCCUCACCCCCCCCCUCACCCACUCCAGUUUCGUCUCAGUUUUGGAAGAAUUACAAAAUUUGCCCUGAGGAAGGAAUUCAGGAUCAGCCUAUCCCCGCCCCCACCCCCAUGGCUACCCCUUUGGUGGCCAAUUGAAAGUUGUAGUUUAAUGUCUUGUUCCUUGGCUGUAAAUGUCAACACGUCUGACGUUCACCAUAUGUGUACCUCAUUCUAAUUACACCAAACUAUCAUUUUAGAUUUACAAAGUUCAUAAUAUCAGGAUUGCUUUGGUGAUGGUUGAAACCUGGACAAAUGGUGAUCGGAUAUCGGUGGUGACGAAUUCCAGUACAACAUUGGCAAAUUUCAGAAACUACAAAAGAGUUUCCUUGGAUGUUAGUGAAGAAACAAGAGAUAACGAUAAUGCUCAGUUACUUUCGUAUGUGAUUUCAUCUGUCAUUUUCAUACUUUCAAAUGUGUGCAUGUGGUAUUGUAGCCCAGGGCUUAGCUGUAGAGAGAAGGGGAUUCCAAAUUCCUGGGCCUUGAGUGCAAGGGUGUAAAUAAAUAAUAAAAUAACAAAUAAUAAUAAUAAUGGUUUAAUAGCACUUCCACAUUGUGGCUAUUCUAUGCUACAAAAGGUUACAUGCAUACAUUAUGACAACAUUAACUUACUACAAUAUUAUAGUAUAUUAGAGACCUAUACUUUACAAGAGAUAAUCAAACGACAAAAACGAAACGAAACAAUGGACACAUUACGUAACAAUAUAAACACGUUGUAUUGCAUACUAAAUGUUGCUAAUUUUGUUUAUUGCUAAGUCUCUGAAAUGAGCGAAACAAUUUCGGCAACACUCUCUAAAGUAUCCUGUGGGAAGAAUCUCUAAGGAAAUCCUGUGGGAGGUGGGAUGAGUUUCCCUCACUUUCUGGUCAUUUGUAAUAUAAUAUGUCUGUUGACAGGCUUUGUUCCCCCCAUAUUUGGAAUGGAGUUUUCCUCUUGCUUUAUGGACUGUGUUAGUAGCUGUACUUAUAAACAAGAUUAAUUUCUUAUUGUAGUAGCCUUGUGUUGUAGAGGAUGCUGUAAGGGCCAUCCCUUAUUGCCAUGGUGAUACUAUAGAAAGAAACCAGGGUACCAAAUGAAACCUUGCGGUGUUUGGUAGAAUUAUGAAGCAUCCUUGUAACAUGCGACAAUAUUGUGGAAAUGGUGAAAUACAUUUGUACUAAUGAUUCUGUCACUAACAUUCCUAGACCUGGUUCAGCACGUGUUCCUCGUGUUUUACCACAUGUUCUAUAUAAUCAUUGGUUAAUUACAGGCAAACAAACUAUGACGGGAACGUCGUGGGUUUGGCAUAUGUAAGAACAAUCUGUGACUCGGACUUCUCUGCUGGUAUUGAUUCGGUAGGUCGCUAAGCCUUUGUUAAUUGUUAAUAUGUUAAAAGGGUUAUAUUAGGGUAAUCAUUGGGAUCAAGAGAAAUCUAUUUGUGCGAGAAGAAUGACGAUACUGCCAACGAUAUCAUUUGACGAUUUGAAACAUCGUUCAAAAAUUGUUAUUUCCCUCUACAAAUCUCUUCAACAAUUAGUUGUUUCGAGUGAGAUGCUCAAAAAAUCCUCAUAUUUACCCAUACAUCUUACAUUCUCAUCACCUUUGUAUACAGUAUGUGCAUGAACUUGUGGUUAGAGCUCGUCAACUGGACUCUGUAACUCAGUUGGUUAGAGCGUAGACUUGGAUCAAGUCCGUCUCUCAAGAGUAGAGCGUUGCACCGGAAUCGCAAGGACGCAGGUUCGAUUCCAGCCCCAGGACCGAUAGUUGCACAUUUCGCAAAUGCUCCUGGUUAUAGGUCUAGUAAAAUGUAUAAAAAUUCUAAUCGAAAUUUUCAUCUACAAAACCCCUCGACAACUGAAUAAACAAUAAUGUUCCUGGAUUAAGCUAAACAUGAUUUGAAACAUGUUGCAGGGUGCAUGACAUUUUCCUAUUUGUAUCACACAGGAUACGCAUUCUAAUGCAGCAUUCACGGGUACUGUAAUGGCGCAUGAAAUGGGACACAAUUUUGGUCUCUUACACGAUGAUGGUAAAUUAUUUUCUUUAAUUUUUGUUCUCCUUUUUUUGUUACGCUAUUCAACACCAUCCUCCAUACCAAUAUCACUGCAAGAGUUGUUGUGAAAAUAACACUAUUUUUGUUUUCUUAAGGUUGCGAGACGUGUCCAUCAGAUAGGUGUGUUAUGAGCGCUUUCCUAAGGUGACUUCUUUUGUCAUUAAUCCUAUCCGGACUGGGAUACAUUUAAAUGUUUAAAUGUAUGGGAAAUUAAUAGGAUUCGUUUUACAAUCUUUGUCAAAAUCGUACUUCACGUACGUUAUCAUGGAUUCCAUUCCAGACCCUCCAAGAAGCAACAAAGCGAUGAAGGGCGUCCAAGCCGUGCAGUGUUGUUCAAAUAUAUUAUUACACUUAUGUUGUCAUGGCAACAAACUAUGAUGUCAUUGUGCCGCCAUUAAUUCGGACGUUUGGAAUUUUCAUUUUUAAUUAACAGUGUGGAAAUUUAGUGUUGGUAGGUGUUUUCCACACAUAAAGCCCAUAAAUAUUGGUUUAGGAGUUUCAAAAUCAGCGCGAGCACUUUUUCACCCCCCCUCCCUUCGAAGGCCCUUUGUUAGAAGAGUUAGCCAGGAAAUUAACACUAGCUGUGUUAGUUUGAUUAUAUAUGAUUCCAUUAGAACAUGAUUACACACACUCAGUCAAUCAAUCAGAUCUCAGUAUUUUAGCGAUAUAUAUCCUAUAAAGAAACUGUUUCAUUCUGACUUCCUAGCAAUUACAGUGGGCCGACAUAACUGAUCAGUCGGCUCUAUAAUGGAGCAUACUAAUGAGGGAUUCAACAAAAGAUAAACAAAGCAAAACAAAACCAGUUGUUAGUAUUCUCUAUAAUAGAGCAUACCAAUCAGAUAUACACCAUACUAAUCAUAGUUUAAAGAUAAAGAGCAGAGCCCAGCAACUUAUUAGCUAACGUUUCGUUGUUUACAAUACAACAUCUUCAGACCAAUCUAAAUGAAUUUACAGGGUAUGGUAUAUAUAUAUUUACAAAAUAAUGGUUUAAUAUUACAAAAACGAUUUGAAUAGAAAGAAAGGAAAACAACUUAUCAGUGACUUAUUAAUUAGUAAAGAUUAAUGUUAAGUACAUGGUUAGUAUAUAAACACAUGCACAAACACCCAGUCUCCGCUUCUGAUUUAAAUAUUCUAUCAUCAGGCACUUCUGAGUGGGAUCUUCUUAUCCGUGAAAGCCUAUUAAUUUCUCAACUUAACCCUGUCCUUAAUGCUAAUAUUAGAUCUACCUCUCUUGAGUUAUUUUAGUUAUGUAAUAUUAACCUUAACUAUAUACUAACCAUGCACUUAACAUUAAUCUUUACAAAUAAAAUAGUUACUGAUAAGUUGUUUUCCUUUCUUCCUAUUCAUUCGUUCUUUCAAACUAAGUAACCGUUUUUGCAAUAUUAAACCAUUAUUUUGUAAAUAUACCAUACCCUGUAAAUUCAUUUAGAUUGCUCGGAAGAUGUUGUAUUGUAAACAACGAAACGUUAGCUAAUAUUUUUUUUUACUUUUAAUAUGUUUGGUUUUAAACUUAUUUGCUGGGCUCUGCUCUUUAUCUUUAAAUUAAGAUUUCCGCCUGGUGAAUCAAUUACCACACUAAUCAGUUCAACAAAGUCACUGCGAGUAUUAAUCGAAAACAUAUAAUAAAUUAAAAAUACCUCCGAUAAAUAUAAAGAAAAAAAUAUUUUUCGUGGAUGUGAUUAUGUUCUAAGUCGGCUAGACAAUGAUCACUUGUGUUCAGUGGAAUAUACAUUUCCUUGAGUUAGACAGACUCUCGUGUCCGUCCAACUAAUGUUCUAAGUCGGAUAAACAAUGAUCACUUGUGUUCAGUGGAAGAUACUCUUCCUUGAGUUAGACAGACUCUCGUGUCCGUCCAACUAAUGUUCUAAGUCGGAUAGACAAUGAUCACUUGUGUUCAGUGGAAGAUACUCUUCCUUGAGUUAGACAGACUCGCGUGUCCGUCCAACUAAUGUUCUAAGUCGGAUAAACAAUGAUCACUUGUGUUCAGUGGAAUAUACAUUUCCUUGAGUUAGACAGACUCUCGUGUCCGUCCAACUAAUGUUCUAAGUCGGAUAGACAAUGAUCACUUGUGUUCAGUGGAAGAUACUCUUCCUUGAGUUAGACAGACUCUCGUGUCCGUCCAACUAAUGUUCUAAGUCGGAUAGACAAUGAUCACUUGUGUUCAGUGGAAUAUACACUUCCUUGAGUUAGACAGACUCUCGUGUCCGUCCAACUAAUGUUCUAAGUCGGAUAGACAAUGAUCACUUGUGUUCAGUGGAAUAUACAUUUCCUUGAGUUAGACAGACUCUCGUGUCCGUCCAACUAAUGUUCUAAGUCGGAUAGACAAUGAUCACUUGUGUUCAGUGGAAGAUACACUUCCUUGAGUUAGACAGACUCGCGUGUCCGUCCAACUAAUGUUCUAAGUCGGAUAGACAAUGAUCACUUGUGUUCAGUGGAAUAUACAUUUCCUUGAGUUAGACAGACUCGCGUGUCCGUCCAACUAAUGUUCUAAGUCGGAUAGACAAUGAUCACUUGUGUUCAGUGGAAUAUACAUUUCCUUGAGUUAGACAGACUCUCGUGUCCGUCCAACUAAUGUUCUAAGUCGGCUAGACAAUGAUCACUUGUGUUCAGUGGAAUAUACAUUUCCUUGAGUUAGACAGACUCGCGUGUCCGUCCAACUAAUGUUCUAAGUCGGCUAGACAAUGAUCACUUGUGUUCAGUGGAAUAUACAUUUCCUUGAGUUAGACAGACUCGCGUGUCCGUCCAACUAAUGUUCUAAGUCGGCUAGACAAUGAUCACUUGUGUUCAGUGGAAUAUACACUUCCUUGAGUUAGACAGACUCUCGUGUCCGUCCAACUAAUGUUCUAAGUCGGAUAGACAAUGAUCACUUGUGUUCAGUGGAAUAUACACUUCCUUGAGUUAGACAGACUCUCGUGUCCGUCCAACUAAUGUUCUAAGUCGGAUAGACAAUGAUCACUUGUGUUCAGUGGAAUAUACAUUUCCUUGAGUUAGACAGACUCGCGUGUCCGUCCAACUAAUGUUCUAAGUCGGAUAGACAAUGAUCACUUGUGUUCAGUGGAAUAUACACUUCCUUGAGUUAGACAGACUCUCGUGUCCGUCCAACUAAUGUUCUAAGUCGGAUAGACAAUGAUCACUUGUGUUCAGUGGAAUAUACAUUUCCUUGAGUUAGACAGACUCUCGUGUCCGUCCAACUAAUGUUCUAAGUCGGCUAGACAAUGAUCACUUGUGUUCAGUGGAAUAUACACUUCCUUGAGUUAGACAGACUCUCGUGUCCGUCCAACUAAUGUUCUAAGUCGGCUAGACAAUGAUCACUUGUGUUCAGUGGAAGAUACAUUUCCUUGAGUUAGACAGACUCUCGUGUCCGUCCAACUAAUGUAUGAUUCCAGCUAUAGACGAAAUUUUGAUCUAAACAAGAAGAACGAAAUCCAUUACCAUAGCUGAAAAGAGCAUCUUCAAAUGAGUAAAAUUGCAAAGUUUGGUUGCGAAUUGUUGUAAAAUGAGGAAGAUAUAGCCCUGUGAAGUUCGUAAAUUUUGUAUAUAUUUGCAUUACGCGCGGGAAAAAUAACCAUUUUUGAGCCGAAAGUGGUUAUUUUUACCACGCCUAAUUCAAAUAUAUACAAAAUUUGCGAACUUCACAGGGCUAUAUAUUCUUCAUUUUACAACAUUUAGCAACCAAUUUUUGCAGUUUACUCAUUCGACGACGCUCUUUCAGGCUGUGAUGCUGAAUUUCUUGUCUUGAUCAAAAUGUAGUCUAUAGCUGGAAUCAUCCAUUCUUGGAAGUUUGUCUUCCACUAAAUACACGUGCUCAUUGUUUAUCCGAUGCGAAUAUACAAGAAUUCUCUGCUUAUUCUCUACUUAAGAGAAUUGGACUAAAAGAUUUCCCUAAUUUCUCCAUUACGUAGUAUACCUAAGAACUUACAUAUAUUAUUUACAACAUGAGCGGCCAUGUUGUGUCGGAUAUACAAACUCUGGUCUUCGGCUCGAUACAACAUGGACGCGAAUGAGAACGUUCGUUCAUUCGUAUACGAAUAAUAUUUGGAGAGAAAAUUGUACUUAAAGUUUAUGUAAAUCAGCAUGAUUUCUGUAUCAGAUAUAUAGAAACUCCUUCACGCUCAUGCUUUCUUUUGUGUUUUCUUCAUGGAUUAUUAAUGAGUUUCACAAAUAUUUUUACUAAAUAACAUUUUAAAUAUGUUUAGCUCAACACCACCAGAGCAAUUUUCCCAGUGCAGCAUAGAUGAUCUUCAGACUUUACUUUUGAAUAAUGUUGGGCAUUGUCUCUUCAACCAACCAACAAAGGUAUAUUGUAAAAUAUUCUCUAUCCAGUUUCCGUACAGGUUUAACAAAAGAAACAAAUGAUAUAUAUAUAUAUAUAUAUAUAUAUAUAUAUAUAUAUAUAUAUAUAUAUAUAUAUAUAUAUAUAUAUAUAUAUAUAUAUAUAUAUUAUAUACAUAUAUAUACUAUAUAUAUAUAUAUAUAUAUAUAUAUAUAUAUAUAUAUAUAUAUAUAUUUAUCACAUACUUGUACCUUUAUCAGGUAGGAAGCAGCGGGACAUAAAAACGAUAUCGUCCCGGAUAUCGUUUUUUGUCCCGGAUAUCGUUUUUUGUCCCGGAUAUCGUUUUUUGUCCCGCUAAAUUUCGCGCGUUGUCAAAACAAAGAUGGCCGACUCGAGGUUCGUGUUGGUUGAUGUCGACAGUUUAUCGAAGAAAACACAACGAUAAUACAAAAUGAAAGAUUUAAAUUGUAUAUUAUUUAUUUGAAUGGUCUAUUUAUUUUCUAAAAUCAUAUUUGUUCAGUAAAUGAUGAAUUGUUUUGAAUUCUAAAAUGAUCCUAUUUUUUCAAAACUGUUUACUUUUGGGUGUCAAACCCUGAUAAAGGUACAAGUAUAUAAUAAAUAGGUUAUCGUACUCGGGAUUCGGUGAUAUCAGUUUUAUCGCUCUCGUGACGAUAUCACAAUUGUCCCUCGCUCGCUGCGCUCGCUCGUGACAAUUGUGAUAUCAUCCCUCGAGCGAUAAAACUGAUAUCACCUUAUCCCUUAUAUGAUAACCUAUAUAUACGUACACUUUUAUAACCAGGAACAGUUGCGAUAAAUGGAGAAAAAACCUUUCAAGUUGACCUUCACUUCAUAACGUGCACACCCGACAUAUAUAUACAAGAACCAAUUGUUCACUCUCGUCCGGAAUCCAAGGGCAGUAUACAGGUUCAAUUCCUGCCAGAGCCGAACAUAGUGCUGCCGUUUCUAGUUAGGUGUAAAAAUUGGGCACAUACAGUAGAUGCUGUGUUAGAUUAUCCACCAAACUCAGCAUUCUAGUUCAACCAAGUGAAGUGCAAAACACAUCUUUUAGGAUGACAAUUUUUUAAUUGUGUGUGUUUAUAUUAUGUACUCAGGUGAAUAUGAUGUUUGUGAUGUUAUUCUGAGUGUGCAUCCACACCGGGCAAGCUGAAAAGUUUGCCUGACCACGGUGGGAAUCGAACCCGCGACCUUUGGGAUACUAGCCCAAUGCUCUCUAAUUAUAUCACCAACUCGAACCGACUUGACCUCGUAGCUCAGUUUGUAGAGCAUUGGACUAGUAUCCCAAAAGUCGCGGGUUCGACUGAUGUGCUAAGUGAAACCUACCUUACUACGUUUAACUGAGGUUUGUUUACGGGAAAUCUUGCGAGUUUUAAAUAUUCUUUUUUAUCCCAGCUGGCAACAGACCCAGCCUGUGGCAAUGGUUUCGUGGAGAAUGGAGAGGAGUGUGACUGUGGUACACAAGAG